AUGACGCCUCCGUCACCGUGCUUCGGCUCAUCAGCCCGAAAGCCCUGGCCCCAAUUCGAUGAAAUCGGCGAGAGUAGCCGCGUGGGCGAGGACCGCGGUCUAACCCCUAGUCCGACCCCGAACCACAACCAAAGCCUAAGGGGAGGGCUAAGACAUAGGCACAGCCGGUUCAUAGAGGAGAUCGACGGCCCGCGGAGGGGAAGCGGCACCACGAUGAUCGGGAUCGAGAUCUGGGACUCGAGGAGCACACUGUCGACUGUCAACCGGAGAAGUCAUGAUGGCACUGCCGUUAGAGGAAAUUGCAGUGUCACCCGAGGGGGAAGAGGGGGGUUGCGCCGUCCCGGACAGCAACCGCCGCCUGUUCUGAGAUCUACGAGACAUGGCGGGCAUGAAGAUGAGAUUGGCCGGGGAAAUGAAUGGGACAUGGAAGUCGAGGACGGAAGCCAGACGGAUGACAGGUCGCAACGGAGAAUCAAGAGAUUCGUAGGGGAUUUUGUUGCCAUGGUGCGCAAGGUAGUUGGCAAGAAGAAGAAGCGGAAGGACAAGGGGAAAGGAAAAGAGGUUGAGAGCGACGACGGAGAUUGUUGUCAGAGACGACGGCAACAUUCUUCGAGCAGCACAUUCACGGAGGUGCCAGAGGCGUGGUGGACAGCUUAG
Colletotrichum truncatum is the source of this 657-nucleotide messenger RNA. NCBI's taxonomy places the organism in Eukaryota, Fungi, Ascomycota, Sordariomycetes, Glomerellales, Glomerellaceae. The record is from RefSeq and is a predicted model, not a curated record.